This is a messenger RNA of Eremothecium cymbalariae DBVPG#7215, 1779 nucleotides long. RefSeq names its product Cef1p (gene CEF1). The record is from RefSeq and is a predicted model, not a curated record. Gene Ontology annotation, cellular component: Prp19 complex; spliceosomal complex. The transcript has a single exon. NCBI's taxonomy places the organism in Eukaryota, Fungi, Ascomycota, Saccharomycetes, Saccharomycetales, Saccharomycetaceae. The coding region runs from base 1 to 1779 and encodes 592 amino acids. Gene Ontology annotation, biological process: mRNA splicing, via spliceosome.
AUGCCAGCAGUUCCUAUAUAUGUCAAGGGCGGGGUGUGGACUAACCUGGAGGACCAGAUAUUAAAAGCUGCAAUUCAGAAAUAUGGUACACAUUCGUGGAAUAAGGUUGCGUCACUAUUACAGAAGAAGAAUGGUAAACAGUGCCAGAAUCGGUGGAACGAGUUUUUGAAUCCCAGGUUGAAUUUUGAGAAAUGGUCGAGGGAUGAGGACACGAGGUUGUUGAGUCUUUCUAAGCAGCUGCCGAACCAAUGGCGGAGCAUAGGAGAUAUGUUAGGGCGAACGCCGCAGCUUUGUAUUAAUAGAUAUCAUCAGUUGUUGGAUGUCGAGCAGGUGGAUGGAGGAGAGUCGUUGCAUGUUGGUGAGUUCAAUCCUGUUGCAGAUACGCAGCCGGCGAAGUUGAUUGAUGGAGAACUUGAGGAUGAAGAGCGUGAGAUGCUUGCUGAGGCGCGAGCGAGGUUGUUGAAUACCCAGGGAAAGAAGGCUACUAGGAAGAUUCGGGAGCGGAUGCUGGAGGAGAGCAAACGGAUUGCUUAUCUCCAGAAGCGACGAGAAUUGAAACAGGCGGGUGUGCACAGCACUAUUCGAGCGCCAAAGAAGAAGUAUGCUACGCAGCUUGACUACAAUAAGGAUGUGGUUUAUGAACAGGAGCCUGUGGCGGUUCUGUACGAUACUGUUGAAGAAGACAAGCGAUCUCAGCGGGAAUUAAACCAGUUUGAGAAACGGGUGGAUCGGAAGGGUUUGAAUAAUUUUGAGCAAGAGCGUUCUGGGAAGAACAAAGGUAGUGUCAAGAAGCGGCAACGUGGCGACGUAAAUAAAGAGCCUGUGACUGGUAAAAAUACUAUAGUAACGAAUGAGUACAAGAAGCCUAAGCUGGAGCUUCCGAAGCCAGGCACCUCUACGGCUAUUUCUGCAGAAGAAGGGAUACAGGAAGCAAGAACUGAGAUUAUUGAACAGAGUAAGUUAGGGUCUGUGUUAGAUACCACACAAUCGGUACUUCCGGCCCGCCAAUCGGAAAACAGGAAGCAGCAGAAGCGGAAGCGGAAGCAUUCUAUUUUACACCUCUUUGCCAGACUUCCUGAGCCCAAAAACGACUUUGAAAUUGCAUUCGACGACGAUGUGUUCCAAGAAACGCCAGCCGUCGCCCCUUCAGAGAAUAACGCAGACCUCUCAUCCCGUUUCGAUAGGGACAGCGACCAGCAGCUCGACAGUGAUGUCCUGCUGCCGUGGCUCUGCGAGUCCCUUGAACGUGACGACCUCGUCAUUCCUGAACCGAUCCACCAAAUCAACGACGAAAUAGAUGAAGUAUACAACGAGCAUAUCCACCUCAAACUCUCCGGAAACUUCGCCCAUGAAACCCCUGACGUGCAUGAGUACAAAAAACACAUCGAGAGUGAGCUGUCAUCCAUCCCCCGGCCGCCGAACACCCUUCACAAGAAGCUCGACCUUCUCCUGCACCAAAAACAGUCCCCGCAUAGCCUCCAGCAAAAGAUCCAUGAUUUAAAGCUGAGAAUUGAAAGUAGCGCCCUUUUGUGCAUCCCUGCAGAUCCAUCCUUGAUCCCCACGACAAAGUCUGUCUCUAACCACGUAAGCUUGACGCUUUUGCCCCAGUUGGCCACAGAACAACGCCUCUACCACACCUACUACACCAUGUACCAGAACGAAUGCCAGGCAAUUGACCACCGAAAGAAUGUGCUACAACAAUAUACAUCCAUAGCACCCCACCCCACACCGCACGUCUUUCGGACUAAGCCAGCCCCAUCUCAGCCCGGAACCCAGUAA